Clunio marinus is the source of this 207-nucleotide messenger RNA. Lineage: Eukaryota; Metazoa; Arthropoda; Insecta; Diptera; Chironomidae. The record is from the annotation of a GenBank genome assembly.
AUGACAAAACAGCUCCACACCGAUCAUAACCACAACAUGAGAUAUUUUCUUGAUGUGACAGCACAAUUGGGUGAAAUGAUUUUUAGAUUACAGACAAAAAUUCGUGGAAGUGUAAAAAUUGGAAGAAAAAUAUUUUCCAAGGCUGUCGAAUUUUUAUGCGACGUUUUAUUAUGUGGAAAUUCCAUGAAUAUGCAUAAUGUUAUUUAA